Molecule: messenger RNA, 3694 nt
Organism: Geodia barretti
Lineage: Eukaryota; Metazoa; Porifera; Demospongiae; Tetractinellida; Geodiidae
Source: the annotation of a GenBank genome assembly
CUACGCGGGCAUCUCAGUGGUACAAACUGCCGCCGCUGAGCUCUGCCCAAGUGGUUUGGAGCCUGAAGCUGCCCCCGCGGCAGCUCCACAUCGGGUAUAUUCCGUCCACAGCGUAGAAGAGAAACUCCGGCCCUCUCGGUCUCCCACGUGACCCCUUCCCUUUGUUCCCUAGCGGUACGGUAGGGUGAGGUAGGCGCGUUGGGCGAGAGUGGCCGGUCCACUGCAUAUUCCUUGUGCUUCCCAUAGCCACUAGUGGGCAGUGACUGGGGAGAUAAACCAUGCAGGGGACAUGUUCAUGUAUGUAGCACUGUACAUAACCAGUGAUAUUUCAGGCUCCUUUGGUAAGAACAUCCGCAACGAUGUUAGACGUAUUUUGUGAGUGAGAAGUGUGGUGUUAUCCUCCACCCCUAGGCUCUGGACAAGAUCCGGUACCAGAGUCUGACCGAUCCGACAGUCCUGGAGGCGGAGAAGGAGAUGAAGAUCACCAUUAUCCCCAACAAGGACGACAACACACUCACCAUCUGUGACACUGGCAUCGGGAUGACCAAGGCUGACCUGGUCAACAACCUGGGUACCAUCGCCAAGUCGGGCACACGGCAGUUCAUGGAGGCCCUGCAGGUGAGUUUCUACCACAUUUUGAGCCUCUUGUGAAAAAUUAGUGCUCCUUCCUUUCCCCGUGUUUCUGAAAGUUGGUUUGAGCUCUUCUUGGUGGAAAAAGAACCUGCCCCUUCUUUCACCUCAGAAUGUUUCCUUGGGUGUGUGAAUGCCUUUGCUGGCCGGUUUCAGUCUCCCAUGGAUGUGUGUAGGGUUAGUGUGGGAGAGGCUGGAGUAACUCUCCCCAUAUUCAUGGAGGAUGUGGUGGAAGAGCCUUCUGGAACAUUCCCAGUGUGUACACUAGUCACCCUCAAAAAGGGAUUCCACUGGAGUGAGGUCACCCAUGUGGCAAUUUGUGCCAGCAUUCACUUUCUUUGUGUUCAAGUUUCCCCCAUGUCAGAAUCAGACUCAGAUAUGACUGCAGCAAUGUAUGGAGGACAAGCCAGUCAUUUAUCAUUUACACACAGUACAUACCGCCACUAUUUAGUGCCCCUCCCACCACUCUCUUCCCUACCCCUCUUCCCCUCCCCCUCCUCUCUCCAGGCAGGAGCAGACAUCUCUAUGAUUGGACAGUUUGGAGUGGGGUUCUACUCCUGUUACCUGGUUUCUGACCGUGUCCAGGUCAUCACCAAACACAACGAUGACGAGCAGUACACCUGGGAGUCUUCUGCCGGCGGGUCGUUCACCGUCAAACGAGACGAAACGGAGGGGCUCGGUCGCGGGACGAGGAUCAUCCUCUACAUGAAGGAGGACCAGAUGGAGUACCUAGAGGAGAGGAGGGUCAAAGAGGUGGUCAAGAAACACUCGCAGUUCAUCGGCUACCCCAUCCAACUUCAGGUGAGCUAAGGCUCAGUUUAUACGAUACAGGGAUACACCAGCCUCGUGAGAGAAACUUGUGUUGGUGUGUAAGUCGAUAAAACAUGAAAGCAGGGCCAAAAAGUGUGGUGGUGUUCAUGUGUGACCGUUAACAAUAGUCUAGUACACAGGUUCAUAUUCAGCCUGAAGUAAACCGUUGCUUUCUGUAUGUGGUUCUAUGCAGGUGACAAAGGAGAGGGAAAAGGAGAUUUCUGACGAUGAGGCAGAGGAUGAGGAGAAAGAGGAAAAGAAAGACCAAGAUGCCGAGGAUAAGGAAGAUGAAGCCAAGCUUGAGGAUGUGAGUGACGACGAAGAGAAAGACGACAAGGAGACGGACAAGAAGAAGAAGAAGAAGAUCAAGGAGAAGUACAACGAACUGGAGGAGCUGAACAAGAUGAAGCCCAUCUGGACCCGAAAUCCCGAUGACAUCACCCAGGAAGAGUACGGGGAGUUCUACAAGUCGCUCACCAACGACUGGGAGGACCACCUCGCCGUGAAGCACUUCUCCGUCGAGGGCCAGCUCGAGUUCCGCGCGCUCCUCUUUGUCCCGAAGCGAGCCCCGUUCGACCUGUUUGAGAACCGGAAGGUCAAGAACAACAUCAAGCUGUACGUGAGGCGCGUGUUCAUCAUGGAGAACUGCGAGGAUCUCAUUCCCGAGUACCUCAACUUUGUGAAGGGAGUCGUGGACUCCGAGGAUCUCCCGCUCAACAUCUCUCGCGAGGUUCUCCAGCAGAGCAAGAUCCUCAAGGUCAUCCGCAAGAACAUUGUCAAGAAGUGCCUCGAGCUGUUCAACGGGAUCGCGGAGGACGCAGAGGACUACAAGAAGUUCUACGAGCAGUUCAGCAAGAACCUGAAGCUGGGGAUCCACGAGGACAGCCAGCACCGCAAGAAGCUGGCCGACCUCCUCCGCUACCAUACAUCAGCCAGCGGUGACGAGAGGGUCUCACUCAAAGAUUACGUCGGUCGGAUGAAGGAAAACCAAAAAUGCAUCUACUACAUCACGGGCGAGAACCGCGACCAGGUCUCAAACUCUGCCUUCGUGGAGCGGCUCCGGAAGCGAGGCUACGAGGUGAUCUACAUGGUGGAGCCCAUCGACGAGUAUGGUGUACAGCAGCUGAAGGAGUACGACGGGAAGACGCUCACCAGCGUCACGAAGGAGGGUCUCGAGCUGCCCGAGGAGGAAGAGGAGAAGAAGAAAUUCGAGGAGCUCAAGGCGAAGUUCGAACCGCUCUGCAAGGUGACAAAGGACAUCCUCGACAAGAAGGUCGAAAAAGUGGUCGUAACGCAGAGACUGGUAUCGUCGCCGUGCUGUAUCGUGACCAGCCAGUACGGCUGGACUGCCAACAUGGAGCGGAUCAUGAAGGCCCAGGCGCUGCGGGACACGAGCACCAUGGGCUACAUGGCCGCCAAGAAACACUUUGAGCUCAACCCGGAGCACCCCAUCGUGGAGACGCUGAGGCAGAAGGUGGAGAAUGACAAGAACGACAAGUCGGUGAAGGACCUCGUCAUGUUGCUGUUCGAGACCUCGCUCAUGGCGUCUGGGUUCUCGCUGGACGAACCGCAGACCCACGCCAAUCGCAUCCACCGGAUGAUCAAGUUGGGGCUGGGCAUUGACAUUGACGCUGCAGAUACCGAGGCAGAAGAGACCACUGCCCAAGAGGAGAUGCCUCCACUAGAGGGAGAGGGCGAGGGAGAAGACGACGAUGUGAGAAUGGAGGAGGUCGACUGAGGGAAGAACUGGCUAUUGACAACAUGCUGACUAGAGACCAAUAAAUUCGAUCAUAAUCCACAGUUUUAUGUUGUGUACCCAGCCUUUUAUGUCUAUGUGUAUAUUUGCCCAAUUGUAUGCUGCAUAAUAUAAUCAGUGAUAGAUCGAAGGUGGGCUCUGUUUAGAAUGGGAGAUAGGCUUAGUUCAGUAUGGUGGGUGAUCAGAAGUGAUUGUUCUGUAGGUGUUAAGAGGUUAACUCUUCUUGUUGGAGGUUGGUGGUGAUGACAGCUGCCAAGGUCUGCAGUCUGAUGAGAGCAAGGCUCAUCUCUUCCUCAGUGCUACUGGGAGGAGGGUGUGUGGCUUCAACACAUACACCUGAGUCAAUGCUGGAGUGAAGUACACAUAGCCAAUCACGGGCAAAUUUAAAUAGCAGGCACAAAAUGUACCUCCAUCUCAUACAAGCAAGUACAUAAAGAAUACAACCUCUUUAAAAGACAAAGCAACAGGAGCUAACCUUGUUUCUAUACUCUGCCCAUG